This is a messenger RNA of Melitaea cinxia (Glanville fritillary), 1768 nucleotides long. RefSeq names its product uridine 5'-monophosphate synthase (gene r-l). Gene Ontology annotation, biological process: 'de novo' pyrimidine nucleobase biosynthetic process; 'de novo' UMP biosynthetic process. The transcript has 4 exons. Gene Ontology annotation, molecular function: orotate phosphoribosyltransferase activity; orotidine-5'-phosphate decarboxylase activity. The record is from RefSeq and is a predicted model, not a curated record. Bases 133 to 1557 code for a protein of 474 amino acids. NCBI's taxonomy places the organism in Eukaryota, Metazoa, Arthropoda, Insecta, Lepidoptera, Nymphalidae.
GAUUAAUCGAUUUCCGAUCGCCAUGCCUAGUUCAUGAAUUUUAGGUUAGAAAAUGAAUUUAAAGAUUAUUAUAAAAAAUAUAAGAUAACCUGUUAACUUGGUUCGAUAACGUUAAUUUAAUAUCGUAUAAAAAUGAGUAACAAAAAUAAAUUGGAAGAGUUAGCACUUAACCUAUUUAAAAUAGAUGCGGUAAAGUUUGGUGAUUUCAUGACUAAAAGCGGCAUAAAAACUCCCGUUUACUUCGACCUGAGGGUUAUUGUGAGCUAUCCGUAUGUAAUGGAGUUGAUAUCUGAUUUACUAUAUGAUUUUGUUUUAAAAGACAAAAAAUAUGAACACCUUUGUGGUGUGCCGUACACAGCUUUACCAAUUGCAACAUUACUUAGUGUUAAAGCAAAAAUAUCCAUGUUAAUGAGAAGAAAAGAAGCUAAGUCUUAUGGCACAAAGAAGGUAAUAGAAGGUCAUUAUAAGCAAGGCGACUCUUGUCUUAUUAUUGAAGAUGUUGUGACAUCUGGGUCAAGUGUGUUAGAGACAGUUAAUGACUUAAGAAAAGAAGGUCUUAAGGCAGAAGAAGCGAUAAUAAUCCUUGACAGAGAACAAGGUGGGAAGCAAAACUUGUCUACAAAUAAUGUUCAAAUGAAAUCUUUAUUUACUAUGACUGAAUUGAUAAACAUUCUUGUGAAGAACAGUAAAAUAACAGAACAAAUGGGAAAAGAUGUAAAAGAGUAUUUGAGCAAUGUUCAGGCUCCGAAAUCAGCCCCCGAAAUGGAAAGAGUUUUAUUGUCAUUUGAAAAACGAGCAGUACUGGCUAAAAAUGUAGUAGCUAAGCAAUUAUUUAAUAUAAUGGCUACAAAGAAGACCAAUCUGUGUCUGUCUGUUGAUCUUACAUCCUCUACAAAGAUAUUAGAUCUUCUAGAGAAGGUCGGAGAACAUGUCUGCUUAGUAAAGACACACAUAGAUAUUAUUGAAGACUAUACAAGUGACUUCAUUGUACGACUGAAGCAGCUGGCACAGACAUUUAAUUUUUUAAUCCUGGAAGAUAGAAAAUAUGCAGAUAUUGGUAAUACAGUUUCAUUGCAAUAUACCAAAGGUCUAUACAAAGUCGUAGAAUGGGCAGACAGUGUGACAUGCCACUCUUUACCUGGUGAAGGUAUCUUGAAGGCUCUCAAUAGUUCUACAAAUGUUAUCAGCGGUGGAGUAUUUUUGUUAGCCGAGAUGAGUUGUGAGGGCAAUCUUAUUACACCGGAUUAUACAGAAGCAACAGUAAAGAUGGCAGCCAAAUACCCCGAGCUUAUCACAGGAUUUGUCUGCCAGAAAAAGGAUUCUUUUAAAGACCCAGGUUUAAUCCAGCUAACUCCUGGUGUGCAGUUGGAAAGUUCAAAGGAUGAACUUGGUCAAGUCUACAAUACACCAGAAAAAGUUAUUUUGGAAAAUGGUGCUGAUAUUAUUGUCGUGGGCAGAGGUAUUGUGGCAGCCAAAAACCCAGAAUCUCAGGCUGCUAUUUAUAAAGAUACACUAUGGAGAUGUUAUACUAAACGGGUUUCUGGUAAAAUGGAAUGAGGAAUGUUACAAAGUAUAAAAAUAAAAUUGUGUUGUUAUAUUAAAAAAAAAAAAAAAAAAAACUGUUAAUUGGAAAGUUAAAAUCUUUGUAAUUUCAUGUAAUUGUAAGUUACUGGUUAUUUUUGUAUGGUAUUUUACAGUAAGGUAUUUUAAUAAGCUAUAUUUUUGAGGACCAAUAAUAAAUCUAUUUUAGUAAAUUUUUUGAAGACUU